CACACAGAGAGUCAACAUGCCAUCAACUACAUCACCGAAGGAUGCAUGAUCCCUCCAUUUAAUAAUCAUAUCUAUUUCGACUUCGAUCAAGUUAUCUUCGGUCGCCUAAAAACAAGUUAUGGUCAAUUUCGUUGGUUCACCAUUGGUGAAAAGGAAAUCGCCAACGGCAACCCAGGUCUCCUGCUCAUGAGAACUGUUUAGGUUGUUUAGCUGGUUUGUUAUGACAUUCAUACAUUCCUUCAAGUUUGUUAUCAUCUAAAUCAUGUGCUUUGCAGGAAGAACUCUUGGUUAAUGGUGUGUUUGCACACAGACUCUAGAUCGGCAGUGGAAUACCAGUGGAACGCCAGCAUACCCAACACCUUGGUACCAUUUCAAAAUGUGACAGAUUUACAGAUGAGUCUCAUUCUAAUCUGAGUCAUUUUUGCAAUUGAAUAUGAACGGGUUAAGACACUCAUAAGCAAAUUUAUAGGAGAUCAUGUUAAACCUGAAGGUUGGCUCAAUAAUAGCUCUACAUAAGACUGCAGCAAGGAGUAGCUUUUUUAACUUACAAUGUACAUAAUUUCAAUCACUAAGUUGUUGAUUUAUGACAAAGCUUAACAACCAUGGAUACUAGGAAGAGAGACUGGAAGGAAGAGAAAGUGUGAUCUGCUGGUUCAUGGAGAACACAAGUAGAUGUACCAUUCUCUAUUUUUGUGACUUUUCAACUUUCAGAUAAUAUAACCCAGGAUAUGUGUAAUGAGUGAUGCGAUGAUAUAGGACACCGGUUGGCCUAAUUACAUCAGUUGUCUCUGGAGUCAGACACAGCAUGUUUGGAGAGGAGAACUAGAGAAAGAUGGAGAAAACUGCACUGGAGUUCUUGGCUCUGAGCGUAUUCUUGCUGUUUCUACGAGGCACCUUUGCGGCCAAUCAUGAGAGGACAUGCCGUAAUCAUAUCAUUGACUGUGGCGAGCAGGUCAUAUCCUUCAAGGAGACACCUAUUGCUCGCACGCUGCCAGAUGAAUGUCAGAAUGAGGCUGGGUGCCGUAACGAGGUGGGAUGUCAGCCAACACAGAACUGCACGAGCUUGAGACCCGUGGAGAUAUUCAUGGAGGACUGUAGCUGUAAGUCAAGGUGUCGCGUGAAGAAGCUCCAAGGACAUGAGAACUGUUACUACUUUGAUGUCAUCUAUGAAUGUGUUGACGCAUGCAACACUUGGCUCCUCCCAGUGAUAAUUGCCUCGAGUGUGGCAGCAGUGAUUCUACUGGUCAUCAUCAUCAUCUGCAUCAUUAGAAGGCGGCAGAAACAACGUCGGAAGUCUACAUUGAUUGGUCCGGAGUAUCUUCAGAGAGCCCACGAGAUGCACCAGCUUCGUAACGAGAAACCAAGCAACCCAAACAGCAAUCAAAAGACUAACGUGUCUGAGAUGAACGCAGGAGAUGUUGAUGCUGCUGAUCCAAGCAACACCCAAGAUGGGCAGAACACGUGUCAUCUGCGACCAGGUAGUGCCAGGAGCAGCGGAAAGCCGUGUAGUCUCACAGACUGUUGUAGUGUGAAUGAAGCGUUGACCUCCUCAGGUCAAAGAGCUUCUCUUGAUUCACGUAACAGCUCCAAUCUUAACACCAGCGGCGAAUACGUUAUGGUGGAAAAUAACUCUUUGAAAAUUUACGUCACUAAUGACGACGGGAAGUUGACAAUCCCACGGACAAAACUGAACAAGAAUCCAGGUACAGUGUUAGAAGGAGUUGAUAUACCAGCUCUCUAUCACCACAAUACAACACCUACGGAGGCAGACUGUGGCGAUUACGAUAACAUGAUGUUCGGCAAUUGUGGCGAUCAGGAAAGCAAUCAGAGUGAGGCUCCGACAUCUUGGCAGACGCAUUUGAAUAAAAGUGAACCCGAGGUUUUAUGUGACGAUGUGUACGACAAUGUGCAAUAUGAGGAGAACCAUGGUCACCUCGUUACUGGUUUAGGAAGAGAGGAGCUGAUGUCACAGUUCCCAGUCGAACCAGACGAUGGGAUGGGCAAUCGCCAACCUCAAUGCCACAAUCUCACCAAUGCAGAUUUCGGUCUUUUGUAUGACAAUGUUGAAUUCAGUGAGGGAUGUGGUAAUAUUGUAGACAAUGGUUCUGAGGCUAGUAAUCAGGGGGAGUGUAACCUUGAUUAUGAUAACGUUGACUUCAAUGAAGGUCACGGGGAAGUGGUGGAGGUUGUUGAGAAAGGCAUUGUGCGUCUGCAGAGUCGAAGUCUGCCAGUCAUCUAUGAAUAUGAUGAAGGAAUCUCUAUGGAGAAUGAUGAGUAUGAUUAUGUGGAUGAAGGUCAAGGACAAGAUGAAGCAAUGACCUUGAGAGAAGCAGAUGCUGUUAACAAUGGUGCUAAUCAGGUCGUGAACAAUGAAAACAAUCAUGGCAUUCCUCUCCCUCAAGGUCAGAGAAAGGUCCUCCAAGGUCACGAGGAAUCAUCUGUCCAAUCUCCUGCUCAAGGUUUAUCAAAUCUAGGUCAAGGUCAUUCUGAUUUUGAAAAUAUGGUUAACAAACUGAUUCUCGAUCAGGAAGCAGACGCCAGCAGAGAAAAUAACAAACAGGACUUGUAUGAAUCUCUUCAGCACAGCAGCUUUCAGAAACCAGUUGACUACGGGAUGAAACUGAACAUGCUCCAUCAUCAGGCAGACGGUAGACCUAGGGUCAGAGGUCAAGGUCAUAUCAGUCCACCUGUCUCUGAGCAGACGCCAUUGAGUGGUGUUAUUGACAAAGAUGUUUAUCCUUCAAGCUGUGAUUAUUCUCAAAGCAGUAUUCACGAUGAGGGUGAUUACUUGGAACCAAUACCUUAUCGAAGGCCGACAGAUAAUGACCUUAGUCAAGGUCAAGGAGCACAAGGCUACUUCCCUUCUGGCAAUAGUAAUGACAAAGAUAUAUUCCAAAGUGAUGAAUACUACUGAACUACAAUGUAAACAGGUAUUUCAUACAAUCAGGGAACAUAACAAACAACUGCCAGACCACGUCAUAAAUCGACGACAGAUUGAAAGUGCCCGGCUAAUCAGGGGACAAUACCAAGUAAUCCACCGAAUCAUUUCAGGUUGAUUCAAGUGCCAGGCUAAUCAGGGGACAAUACCAAGUAAUCCACCGAAUCAUUUCAGGUUGAUUCAAGUGCCAGGCUAAUCAGGGGACAAUACCAAGUAAUCCACCGAAUCAUUUCAGGUUGAUUCAAGGUUGGACACACUCCAUGCAGGGAAGAGUGAGAUCAAUGAGCCAAUCACAAUACAAUGGGCAUUCAAUCACAAGCACCUUCCUACCCCCAGCUGACAAUCACUCCAUUGUUGGUAAUCCCACAACAUAGCCCAAUACAUCAGAGAGGUAAUGGAGUAAUGUCCUUGGCUUGAACAGUGAACUGACCUCACUUUGCCCUGCAUGGACUCACAUACUUGAAAACAAACUGUGGUGAGACUGGAGCCUUUUAUGUUAUGUAAAAUUACCACCUUUUGAGAAAGGUUUUGUUUUUAUCUUUGACUGAGCUGAAACUGAUUGAAACAGUCUGCAUGCUUUUAUAGAUAAUAA
This is a messenger RNA of Lineus longissimus, 3530 nucleotides long. RefSeq lists its product as uncharacterized. Lineage: Eukaryota; Metazoa; Nemertea; Pilidiophora; Heteronemertea; Lineidae. The record is from RefSeq and is a predicted model, not a curated record. Bases 833 to 2914 code for a protein of 693 amino acids. The transcript has 4 exons.